Molecule: messenger RNA, 8909 nt
Organism: Osmia lignaria (orchard mason bee)
Lineage: Eukaryota; Metazoa; Arthropoda; Insecta; Hymenoptera; Megachilidae
Source: RefSeq, a predicted model, not a curated record
UUCCUCAAUGGUCGGGCAAAAACACAGCUGGUCUAUGAUCUCCGAAGCAAGCUGACGGUCGAACGUUAUCAAUGUGAUUUUCGUGAAAUUCUUGCCGAUCUACCGGUCAGAUCGUGAGGUCAAGGCGGACGUGUGCGAAAAUUCGUUUAGUGCUCUGCUCUUAGUGUUAGUGAGUGUGUUUAGAUGUAUGCAAAACUCGUUAAUCGCGGUGUCACCACGAGGAUUUUUCACUGCCCUGGAUACAAAGGAGUUUCGUGAGGUGCUUCAAGCGUCCUUUCGGCAGCGGAAGCACGAGGCGAAAAAUGUGGUGUUGGAAGCGGUAAUUCGGCGAACUGGUUAGAAAGGAAGCCGAGGGAGGAAAGGAAGCGGUAGGUAAGGACGAGAUGGCGUCUACAAGCGGGCACAAGAGGAACGGCUCGAGUUCGAGCAUGUUCGCCCACAAACGCACCGAGUCCGGCGGUGGUUUCAUCGGCCACAAACGUUCCGAGAGCGGUCACAAGCGGGCCGAGAGCAUAUCCAGUGCCUUUGGCCACAAACGAUCCGAGAGUGGUCACAAGAGGAACGAGAGCGGCGGUGGUUUCGGGCACAAAAGGUCCGAGUCUGGCAGCAAUUAUCAUGCCGGGCAUCGAAGAAACGAAAGCAUGUACGCGAUGACGGGGCUUUACGCGGAAAGCACGGGGACAGCCACUGACGAAACUACGGACCCAUUACAGGCUACCGGUAGCAGACUGACCCACGACACUGUGAUCAGGUGUCACAGUAGAAAUCCCAGUUCUGGCCUCGUGGAUCAUAGAGAUUUUAUCAUCAAAUGUCACAGCAGGAAUCCAAGUGCUUCCAUGGUGGACAGAACGGAGAAAGAGAGACCACAAACUCCACCAUUUAAUCCGGAUUCGAAGGACUGUGGAAUCCUGAGCUGCAGGCCGGCCUUUAUACAGAGAUUCGCCGGAAUAAAGGUGUUUGUGUUCCUUCUCUCGUUUCUCGUAACGCUGCAACAAGCACUUAGUUCAGGUUACAUUAAUUCUGUGAUCACAACCAUUGAGAAGAGGUUCGAAAUCCCGUCCAGCCUUUCAGGCGUCAUUGCUAGCUCCUACGAAAUUGGAAAUGUCAUCACCGUCAUCUUCGUCAGCUAUCUAGGUAGCCGGAGGCAUAUACCUGUUUGGAUAGCGAUUGGCGCUGUUAUAAUGGGACUGGGAUCGAUGAUCUUUAUGGUGCCACAUUUCACAGCUGAACCCAAUUUGAUGACAGCCGCGAAUAAUUCCAGUUCUGAUAAUAUUUGUCGUGGGGUCUCGUUACGUGAACAGGACAUGGGAUUGGGUCGUUUAUCGUCUGGAUUAUCAUCUCCACCUUUAGCCCCGCACAACAAUUUAAGAGGUGAUAAUUGCAUUCAAGGAUCUCCAUCUACAGCUGGCCCUGUUAUGUUAUUUGUACUUGCUCAGUUAUUAUUAGGCUGUGGUGGUUCUCCUUUGUUUACCCUUGGUACCACUUACAUAGAUGAUCAUGUUCGACCAGAAAGUGCUUCAUUGUAUAUUGGUUGUAUGUACAGUAUGGCAGCAUUUGGACCAGUUUUAGGUUUCCUUCUUGGAGCUUAUUUGUUAUCAUUUCAUAUGGAUUCCUUUUCUGGAACAAUAAUUAGUAUAGAUCCAGGUGAUCAUAGGUGGGUUGGCAUGUGGUGGGGAGGAUUCUUACUCUGCGGUUUACUCCUGAUUCUGGUCGCAAUUCCGUUCUUCAGUUUUCCAAAAACUCUGCAACGAGAGAAGGAGAAAAUACGAAUCAUCGAGAAAACUAAAUCGGCGUCGCAGAAGGAGAAGGAACCAUGCAAGGAACCAAAAAAGGAGAAACUCGAUGAUAGUGGUUACGGGAAAGAUGUGAAAGAUAUUCCUAGAAGUAUGUGGAGGCUGGUGUGCAAUCCAGUGUACGUGGUAACGUGUUUGGGAGCAUGUAUGGAGCUAGUGAUCGUUUCUGGCUUCGUUGUUUUCCUCCCCAAAUACCUGGAGACUCAGUUCAGUCUGGGAAAAAGUCAAGCCAGUGUGUUCACCGGCUCUAUAGCGAUACCGGGUGCCUGUAUUGGAAUAUUCUUUGGCGGAUGUUUGCUCAAACGUUUAGAAUUAAGACCGAAAGGAGCGGUUCAGUUCGUUCUCGUAUCGAACAUCAUAUGCCUGGUGUGCUAUGGCCUCCUCUUUUUCCUCGGUUGUGACAACGUUAAAAUGGCUGGGACCACUAUUCCGUACUUCAACAGCAGCACGAAGGGCCCGGAGCCCUUUCAAGUUAAUCUCACUGCCGCAUGCAACUUUGGUUGCGAAUGUCGAAUGACAGACGUCGAGCCGGUCUGUGGAAACAACGGUCUCACCUAUUUCAGCCCGUGUCAUGCAGGCUGCACUGCCUUCAGUUCGAAAUCAAAUUUCACUAAUUGCGCAUGUAUACAUGGAAAUUUAACAUUGUUGCCUCCCGCAGCACCAGAAUUCGCAGAAGUCACUGUGGUACCGGUAGCCACUGCUGGUCCCUGCACUUCGCCAUGCAGAACUAUAUUCCCUUUCUUAAUCUUACUUUUCUUUAUGACUUUUAUCGUUGCUAUCACUCAGAUGCCUCUACUAAUGAUAGUGUUGCGGUCAGUCUCGGAAGAAGAGAGGUCGUUUGCUUUGGGCAUGCAAUUCGUAAUCUUCAGACUGUUCGGUUACAUACCUGCUCCUAUUUUAUUCGGUAACUUAAUUGACUCUACGUGCUUACUUUGGAAAAGCACUUGUGGAGAGAAAGGUGGACGAUGUCUUCUUUACGACAUCGAGCAAUUUAGAUAUAGAUAUGUUGGACUUUGUGCCGGCAUUAAGAUUUUAGCUCUGGCUUUGUUCCUUAUUGAUUGGUGGCUGGUUAGGAGGAGAAGACAGAUGGAAGACCAAGCGCCGUCUUUCACUGUUAACGAGUUUGUAGGGUCAAUUAUCAGUCUUGACAAAUUGUUCGAAGAGAAACCGCAUCAUCACAACACUGGAGAUGGGGACGGUGUUUCUCCUAACUCGGAGGUACCCACACCGUCAUCGAUCUCGUCACCAACGGAGCCUACGAAAUCGACGAAUCUUGAGGAGACUGGCUCGUCGAAUCAAACGCAGGAUUCGACGGAUACAGGGAAUCGAUCAAAGAACUCGAUGAACGUUGAUGUUCCCGACACGAGGCAAGCACCUUUAGCUAUGGAAGAGCCAGACACUGAGGUGAAACCAUUGACCGCUGGUCAAACGGAGAAGCUUGUACGGAACGUUUAAUGUUUAUCUCGUGUUAGUGGCUAUGCAAUUGAAUAUAUCAAAGUGGUGAUAACACGAGUCUGUGGCAAAUUGUUUUAAGGUCAACUAUCAGACGUUAAGGAGAUGAUGAUCAUGGCUUACAGAAACGACGAACCUUCAGACACCUCUAGAAUCGAAGGUCCAAUUUUAGUUUAACUCUAUUUAUUCUACUUAUUGAUUAUUGAUUACAGGGCCUUACUUCAAUUAUGGCACGGUUAAGUUUCAAUUGUACCUCUGAAUACAGUGUACCGAAUUUAGGAUCGCUGAGGGCGAUUUAAGUACUACAUAUCAAUUUUCUUCGUCAGUUCAAUCACCCGAGCAGUAAAUAGGUAAAUGUAGAAGUAGCAGACACUGUGAAAAAUUAUCAAGCAAAAGGUUGAGACAUAACCUAUGCUUGUUUAUUUUAGAAUUCUUCGUGCUUACACCUGACAACUUCGUAAUAGGUUAUCUAGGUAAGUGAUGGUAGCGUUUUUUGUGAAUGGGGUUUUAUUUAUUGCAUGACCCCUUACAGCUCUACCUUAUAGAGUAGAAUAGAGUAUUAUAGUGUGUAUACUAUGAAGCCUAUAAAGUCUAUAGUAUUACAGGAAAUUGAAAUAAGGCCAUAAAAAUUCUGCACAACUGUAGCAGUUUAUUCUGAUAGAGUCUUAGUUACUUUAGAAUCUUUCAUCCUUAAAAGAGUGGAAUGAGUAGAGGUACACUACUCUUGGAGCUUCAGUUUCAGGGUCCUAAUUAAUUUUAGACCUGAGUUCCUUUGCAAAUUAUAGAUGGUGCGAAGAAUCGCCUCUGUAAGUCAUAAUUAUUACUUUUUUAACUCUCUGUACAAGGUACCUAUAUUAUUAACCCUUUGCACUUCGAUUUUUCCAAACAGGAUAGUACAUUUAUUCUGGUUAAUUUUAAAAUGAUCGUUACAGAAAAUACAGAUUGUGAAAAAUGACAAGUUCGCGAAUAUUUUUCAUUAUUUCAAUACUAAAACUGGUACAAAUUUUCUGAAUGUAGUUCAAAACUAAAUCAUUGUACCUGAGAUACUUGUUUGAAGCGCAAAGGGUUCUAAGGGGGUAAAAUAUUAUAACUUUGAAUAAAAUGUGCUCGAGUGAUUUGUACACACACACACACACACGCGCGUAUGGUGCUAAUAUACUUUUUUAACAAGUUCGAAAGACAAAGAAUUAUCUCAUAUCGUUCCGUACACUAUCGAAAUACAGAUUUAAAUUACGUUGAAGGUGUUAAGUGAAUCGUCUGUUCUCGCAUACAUUCGGCGCGCCGAAUGACAAAUAUUUUUGCGUGAAAGAAGAAAUACACUGGUUUUAUCGGACGAAAUGAUUUGCCACAGAUUUGUCUUCUAUGGUUUGGCUAUUUUUUAGGAACUAAUAUAUAUAUAUAUAUAUCACUAGGGUGUACAUUUUUACGGUGAUGCGAUAUAUAUGUCAAUAAGUAGGAACUUAAUAGGUGAACUACAGCUCGUUUCUGUCAAAGCAGCUUGAAAUUAACUUAAAAAAAAAAGCGCUGCCUGAAACGAGCCUUCGAUGAAAAGAGCCUUGCACGGUUUGAAAAAAAAAAAAAAAGAAAAACGAGCGAAAGGAAAAAUUAGGAAAGGAAUGGCCAACAAGGACAAAAGAGAUACACUGUAAAUAUAAAAAUUCCUGCCUUAAGAAAUACAAGACUAGACAAACGUAUAUUUAACAAACAAACAAAAAAAAUAUAACUGAUUAAGCGAACGAUAGAUUUAACUAUCUAUAAAUAUGAAUAUCAUUAUAAUUGCAGAUCGAGAGCUGCGAUUUAUUUUAUAACUAUAGCGUUAGGCUUUCUCAUGAAACAAAAGAAAAAAAAAUGAAGUAGUCAAUUUAACGUGUAGCGAUGUAUAAGAAAAAGAACAAAAAAAAAAAAAAAUAGAAUUUAACACGACGAUCGUAAGAUUGUAAACUCGUUUACAAGAUAAUUUUUUGACACGAUGCAAUAGCCGUACAUUUUUAUUCUUCGCAAACGGAACGUCGACGAAAUCACGCUUUCUUUUCUUCGGUUUUUUUUUCUUUUUUUUUAACGAAGCGACACACGAUCUCUAACGUUUCUUUCCUUCCGAAACGAUCCGUAUCGAGCGAUACUACAAGGUUAAGAAGCUUUCGGAACUUCGAAUGCAAGCGUGCGAAUCUUUAUUUUCGUUUUCUCGUAUACACUUCGUGUCCUCUGCGUAGGAGCGAAUUAUGCUUCCAAGCAACGAAACGAAAGGAUGUAUGUAAGAGGAACAAUCGAGGUUUAGUUGACGAACGAUGGCCUCGCAUGGGUCAAUCGAGGAAAUCCGAUUUUACACCAUUGGACUCGCCUCUUCUUAAGGAGAGUCCGCUCGUUGUUUUGUACCUGAAUGCCUCUCGUAUCAAUUUCGAUGUAACAAAACAAUGAAAGAAACUAUGUAGAAAAAAGAAAACUCACUCAGGAAAAUGAAAUUCUAUAGGGUGUAAGAAGCACCGUUUGAUUCAGUGGAAAGAUAUAUAGAGAAGAGACACGAGUAAGUGCAAACAAAAAAAAAAAAACAAAGAAAAAAACAAAAAAAAAAGGAAUCCUAGCUUAAGAGAGAAAAUUAAGAAAAAAUAUAAUGUUACUCCUAUCAGCUCAAUUUUGUUUUAAGCAAAAUAACGUUGAACCGAAGAAAUUUUACCACGAAAAACGUUUUAACCAGAUUGAUAAAUAAGAGAACUCUAUUCGCAUGAAAUUCAUGAUUUCAACCGUUUUUCUCAGUCGCUUCGGGGUAUGAAAUCGUUUUACAAGAUAAAUAUAUAUAUAUAUAUACACACACACAUAUUAUGCUUAAAUUAGGAUGAAGCGAAGAGAAAUGAAAGAGUAUAGUCUUAAUUUUUACACGGUCUCGAUAAACUAAUAUGCUGACGUUGUCUACAGCAUUUACUUACGUUUAAACACUUAACCAUAUGUACCGAUAUAUCUCGCACGCUGUUUGACCCGCGUCACUGUCAAUUUUUCAAAAUGUGUAGUUACACGCUACUCUAUUAUAUAUAUAUAUAUAUAUAUUUUAGAGGGAAAAUUUUGAUGUAUGAACGAUCGUGUAACGUCCGCAGGGUCGAUCGUUCGAAUGAUUUUAAGAGGCCGUGAUGAUCUCUCCUAAACCGCGUAUUGUCAAGAACUUAUUAUAUUAUACAUAACUACUUUGUGAUAUAGAAACAAAGUCGAACGAUAGGCUUUGCCGGACGGGUGUAGAGGAUUUAAAGAAGGGAAAUAUGUGCUGUGAAUAAUAGAAAAGGAAAUUAUGAAAGAAAGCGGGAAAGGAAUGCGCGUCGAAUCAAAUUUCAUUUGCAAUUUCCACACUGAAUUAUAUUAUUUAUUCAGAUAAAUAGUAUUCUUACAAUCGUUAAUAUUACAUAAAAAAAUGAAAAUUGAAACCAUUUACAAAUCCAGAGAAAUUUUAUAAUUUCUUGUUAUACUACACACUCUUGUUAUUUAAAUUGAAACCUGGCUAAUAUUAUAAAAUUAUUUUUUCUACAAAAUCCUAUUUAUCUAAACAAAUGAUAUAAAUCAGCCUUCACGUAUUGUCUUGUCGAGUGAUUAGGAGGGAUGUCAAUUGUUCACGUCAUCCGCCGCAACUGUACAUAGAAAAGUAGUUAGAACGAUUUUCUAUCGAGCAAAAUCGGGAUGAAAGAGUACGCGUUACGUGUAAAGUACGCGAUUCAAUUAGGAGCUGCGAUCGUCGAACAAAUGAUCACACGGUUUUGUUUCUACGAGGAUAUUUUUUUAGUCGAGAGGGUGCGAACGAUUCGAUCGCCUCCCGCGCAAUAUUUAGAUCGUGUUACUUAGAUCAUUUUUUUUUUUUUUUUUUUUUUUUUUUUUUUUUUUUUUUUAUACAUAAUUUUCUCGGUAUUAUAUAUUUUGUAGCGAAUCAUGCGAGCGUGCAAAAAUCGUGUUUCUUAUAUUUUAAAAUGCGUCCUGCGUCGCCGAUGGUUUGAUACCAGGGUUAAUAUGAUCGAAGAUUGAAACAAAGUGAAAGAAACUCAUAGUAUAAUUAUAGUUUUAUUACAACCAAGCAUUAUAUAUUUUUGAAUGCUGGUUUGCCAUGAAUCUUCAAUUUCAAGCGGCACGGAACUUGUUCAUACAAAUAUCUAUUCUCAAUUUCAUUUAUCCAUCAUUAUUUCUAUAAUUAUUAUUAUUAUUACAGCGCUUUGAUUAUCUAUUAUGCUAGUAUACUCAUCUUUAGUUAGUUAGUUUAAUUACGUUUAUUUGUAGCUUAUUAAACGUUUAAUCAGGAACGAUAUCUGUUUCUGUUUCUUUUUCCUUUCUUUUUCGGUCGUACGAUUUUGAUUUAUUGUACGUAAUACAUUCCCAAGUUACAGUUAAAAAAAGGAACAGAAGCGAAAUAAUAAAAGAAAAAGAAAAUUAUAACAAAAAAAAUAUAUAUAUAUAUAACAGAGUUUAGAGAGGGUUGCGUUUAAAGUAUUAGGUAGGAAGUUCUAAAACAAAUAUAACGAUGAAAAUUAAAUUAAAGAAUGUUGUGUACAUAGAUAUUGACUAUUGUAUAUGAUUAAUAUAAACUGCUUAUAGAUGUAAUGUAUUUUUUGUAGGGACCAUAAUAUAUAAACAGAACAAUAUGAGACGUGUUAGAACGGUACUGAUAAGAGUGAUAUAAAGAUAUGAAUAGAAAUGGUUCUAUGCGAAGUUUCGUGAAAAAGAAAAAAAAAGCAAUACCCGUUUGCUUAUGGGAAGAGAGACGAGAUGAGUGUCCUGAGAAUUAUGAAUUCAGAGAUAUAUUAUAAAAGCUCAGUAAAGAAAAUUUAGAGGUACACCAUGUCGAGUGUUUACGAUCGGCUAAGAAUGAUAAACGAUUAUAUUUUCUUUGUACAAUUCGUGAAAGAGGCCCGUUUAAUGAAUUCGAUCUUUUCUGCGAGUCAAAUACUUUGGGCCUCGAAAAUUGAAAUUAAUUAUCGUCCAAGGCUGCUCCUGACUGAGCCCAUUAAUGGAGAUCAUCUUAAAUUAAUAUUGUUCUCUAAUGGUUUCUUAAUUUAACACUUUGGUGUACAUUUUGUAAAUUCUACAAAAUGUAGACUUGCAAUUUUAGAAAAUUAUAAAAGGCCCCAUAUUAUAAAUUUGAGUAACAUUUAUAACAAAAUUACAAUUCGAUUUUACUUUCUUAAUUAAAUUUGUAGAUAUAGCAAUUUUUGAUCAAAUUCCAUAACAACAAAAUUUGGGAAAAAUAUAAAAGAAUGCUGAAUGCAGCCUUGAACGAUCAAUUAAGAUUCAAAACAAUAUGGAAUGAUUAAAAUUCUUAGGAAGGAGGAUUUUAUUUAUAUCCAUGUGGCCACAGUUUGUCUGAAAAUGGUGAAAAGGAUUAUGUUGAAUGAGUCUGAAAGCAUUUUAGUUUGAUUCCAGCAAUUUCUAAAGCGAUGCCAUUUCAUUACACGAACAAGGACACAUACACACGCAUACACACUGUACGUUACUUUGUUAUAUUUCGAAUAUUGUACGAAUUCUUACAAAAAGAGAUCCCUUGAAUUUAGUCGACGAGCAAAUCACCUGUUCGGUGUGGUUUGUCCAUCAGAAAUCAAUCUUUUUUGAUACGCGAAUCGAUGGAAAAAUCAUAAUCGAUCCCGUUGUUGAACACUCGAAAUAAUAUGCCUUAAAAAAUGAAAGAUUAAAAAAAAAAAAAAA